Messenger RNA from Bubalus bubalis (water buffalo), 1518 nucleotides. RefSeq lists its product as uncharacterized. Bases 1 to 615 code for a protein of 204 amino acids. Lineage: Eukaryota; Metazoa; Chordata; Mammalia; Artiodactyla; Bovidae. The transcript has 4 exons. The record is from RefSeq and is a predicted model, not a curated record.
AUGGAGCCCCACGAGGGCAGGCUGACCCUGCUCGGCUCUCCCCACGCCGCUACCUCCCCGUCCCCUGUGAGCCUCGCGGGCGAGCGUCCCGACCCCCGCCACGGCCCGGCCGCAGAAGCGGGUCAGGACCCGACUGAGCAUGCUCGCCCGCUCGCCGCCGCGUCUGGACGCAGCCGGGCCUCUAGAUCCGGCCGCGCAGGGGUGGCGCAGGUGCGCGGUCCGGGCGCAGACAGGUCUUCCUUUGAGACUCCACACUCUCCAGGGCCCUGCAGGACUGCGCUCGGCCACCUUGGACGAACUUCAGGUGGACGUGGGAACUUCUUGGGUAACGGUUACCGAGGAGAGGACGGAAAUGGAGAGCUUCCAGCGAGGAGAGUCUGCAGGCUGGAGAGGCAUCAACUAAAGACCCCAGAGAGAUGCCUUCAGCCUGUAGCUGAGUCCUGUGGUCAUGUAGCCAGAGGUCUGGAAUCCAGUGGUCUCGUAGCCUUGAAAAGCCCAUCAGGCUCCUCUGCAAGAAUACUGGAGUGGAUUGCCAUUCCCUUCUUCAGAGGAUUUCCCCAAUCCAGGCCUCAAACCCGGAUCUCCUGCAUUGCAGGCAGAUUCUUCACCGUCUGAGCCACCAAACAUGAAUGAAAGAAGUCAAUACUGGAUCAUGAAAUAAACAAUAUGGACAUCAGCAUAUUCCCUCACAGCCUGGCAUUGUUCUCUGGACAUGUGAAAAUGUGUGUGCACGUGAGCAAUUUACACAGACACAAGUUUUAUAUUUAUAGGCCUUGUAUAAUCUUAUGCCUAAGGAGUUUAGGAAAAUAAUUAACACUCAGUAUCCACUAACUAAGAAAAGGCAAUUAUUUUAACUUAGUUUUAAAAUUAUGACCAAAUACAUAAAUAAUAAAAAGUUGCCAUUUUAAGGUGAGGGAUUCAGUGGUAUUAACUACCAUCACAAUGUGUACAUCCAUCGUUACUAUUAUUUUCCAAAAUCUUUCAUCACUACAAACAGACCCCUUGUACCCAUUAAGCAUGAACCCUCAUUUCCAACUCCCCCACCCCGCCCUGGUUCCUGUAACCUCUGAUCAAUUCUCAGUCUCUAUGAAUUUGCCUAUUUCAGAUAUUUCAUAUAGUGGAAUCACACAAUGUUUGUCCUUUAGUGUCUGGCUUCUUUCAUUUGGCAUCAUGUUUUCAAGGUUUAUCCAUGUUGUAGGAGGUACCAGAACUCCCUUCCUUUUUCUGGCUGAAUAAUAUUCCACUGUGUGGUGGAUAGACCACAUUCAUCCACUGAUGUACACUUGGGAAGCACCCAUAUUUUGGCUAUUAUAUUGCUGCUAUGAACAUUCACAUUUCUGUUUGACCCCCAGUUUUUUAGUCUUUUUUGGUAUGUACUAGGAGUAAAAUUUUGAGGCACUGAUAAACUGUUUUUUACAGGGGGCUACACCAUUUUGCAUUUUAACCAGCAAUGUACAUUUUCACCAGCAAUUUCUAUGACUUGCUAUGCUCCAUUAAAAAAUAUAAUAGACAUCCUGA